Molecule: messenger RNA, 2062 nt
Organism: Entelurus aequoreus (snake pipefish)
Lineage: Eukaryota; Metazoa; Chordata; Actinopteri; Syngnathiformes; Syngnathidae
Product: zinc finger protein OZF-like
Exons: 2
Coding region: 80-1282 (400 amino acids)
Biological process (GO): regulation of transcription by RNA polymerase II
Cellular component (GO): nucleus
Molecular function (GO): RNA polymerase II cis-regulatory region sequence-specific DNA binding; DNA-binding transcription factor activity, RNA polymerase II-specific
Source: RefSeq, a predicted model, not a curated record
CGCAAUCGAAGAAGAAAAAAAGCGGAAGAAAAAACGCUAUACUCGCUUCAAGCGUGUUCAGCCCAAAUAAAUCAUCAAAAUGUUGAAAGAGUUGGUGAAGGAGCGACUAAUGGCGGCAGCCGAUGAAAUAUUUGCGCUGUUUGAAAGAGCGAUAGCGUCAUACGAGGAGGACAUUUCGAGAACAAGAGAGGAAAAGGAGCGACGUCGAGAACAACUGGAAGAUGUUAGCAAGAGCCAGAUUGUGCUGCAAACUAAAGACGUCCAGCAGCUCAUUAGUCAUCAAGAAGAACAUACUCCCCACCUGUGGGGCACUUUGGAGCAGGACCCACGGCCCUCUCACAUUAAAGAGGAGGAGGAUGAACUCUGGAUGACUCGGGGGGGUGAGGGUCUUCUAGGGCUGAAGGAGGCUGAUCUCACCAAGUUGCCACUGACUGUUGUCUCUGUGAAGACUGAAGACCAUAAAGAGGAAUUACGAGCAGACAACCUUUUAGCUCCACUAUCAGACUGGAAAGACACAGCAGCACACUCUCCUGAGGAUGACACCCAAAGACCCUGGAGCAGUGAUACAGACUGUGAAGGUGACUCAAAAGACAAAAAGACGGAUGAAAAACAUUGGACUUGUACAGUUUGUGAGAAAAGCUUUUCUAAUAAGGGUCAUUUAAAUCGACACAUGCUGACACACACCGGCGAAAAACCCUUUUGUUGUUCAGUUUGUGGUCAAAGAUUCCGUCAACAGUCUCAGGUUGCUUCACACAUGAGAACACACACGGGAGAGAUGCCUUUUCGUUGUUUGGCUUGCGGCCAGACAUUCUCCCAAAGGACAAACUUGUUGACACACGUGAGAACGCACACCAGGGAAAAACCUUUUGGUUGUUCAGCUUGCGGCGAAAGAUUCUCCAUAAAGGCAAAUAUGGUCAAACACAUGCAAACACACACAGGAGAAAAAACAUGUUCAUGUUCAAUCUGUGGCAAAACGUUCACUCGGCAGGACACUCUAAUGGCGCACAUGCGGACACACGCGGGAGGGAAAGCUUUCAGUUGCUCCGUCUGUGGUAAGGGAUUCUCUCAAAAGGUACGUAUGGAAUCGCACAUGUGGACGCACACGGGAGAAAAAGCUUUCAGGUGCUCGGUUUGCGGUCAACGAUUCUCUCGAAAGUCGAACAUGGUAAAACACAUGAGAGCGCAUGCAGGAGGAACAACGUAUUCCUGUUCACUUUGUGCCAAAACAUUCACUCUGCGCGACAAUUGGACAGCACACAUGCGGACACACGAUGGAGAGUAAACAUUUUACAUGUGAGAAGUCACCUCAAAAAUGAUGAUCUUCAAGAUGUGUGUAUGCUAGAUUCCCCCAUCUUAUUGUGCAGCUAAGAACAUUAGCUACAUAAAUCCAUAUUCGGAUAUGAAAAAUCGGCCUGUAAAAAAUUCUAUCAAUAUUUCAUUAGAAUCAGAAUCAGAAUAGUUUUAUUGCCAUUGUUUGAGAACGGGUUCACAAACUAGGAAUUUUUCUUGGUGCAAACGUGCGACAUAAAAACAUAUAACACAUAUUUGGUAAUAAAAAGAGCUGUGACUGAGCUAUCAGAUAGACUUAGAAGGAAUUCAAUGAGCUACUGUUAGGAGUUAUUGUUCAUUUGCCUGAUGGCCGAGGGGAAAAAACUGUUCAGGUGGCGGGAGGUGUGGGUCUGGAUGGAGCGUAGUCUCCUGCCUGAGGGGAGAGGGGAGAAUAGCGUGUGUCCAGGGUGAGAAGAGUCAGCUGUGAUCCGACCCACACGCCUCCUGGUCCUGGAGGAGAACAAGUCCUGGAGGGAUGGGAGCUUGCAGCCAAUCACCUUCUCCGCAGCACGUACGAUGCGCUGCAGUCUAUUCUUAUCCUGGACUGUGGCGCCGGGGAACCACACUGUGAUGGAGGAGGUCAGGAUGGACUCUAUGAUGGCUGAGUAAAACUGCACCAGCAUCUCGGUCGGCACCUUAAGUUUCCUCAGCUGCCGCAGGAAGUACAUCCUCUGCUGGGCCUUCUUGAUGAGGGAGCUGAUGGUCAGCUCCCACUUGAGGUCCUGGGUGAUGG